Acaulospora colombiana is the source of this 150-nucleotide messenger RNA. NCBI's taxonomy places the organism in Eukaryota, Fungi, Glomeromycota, Glomeromycetes, Diversisporales, Acaulosporaceae. The record is from the annotation of a GenBank genome assembly.
AUGAUGAAAGAAAAUAACAUGCUAAAAGUUGCAAGAAAGAAUAUCUGUAAAAUCAAGAAUCACUAUAGGAAAAGGAUCUAUACAAAACAGGCAAGGCUCCCUUCACCUGUUAUUUCCUUACAAAACUUCCUAAACAAUCUGAGAAAUUAA